UUGGUUUAUGUUUUACGGUAAAGCAUGGCGACCUCCUUGCCACUCGUGAGCUCAGCUAGCUAGAAUGUUCUAGCACGUUCACGUUUCUGUUUAUAACGAGCUAUAAAAGACACGUGCCCAUUCAUUCAUUCAUUCAUUCAUUCAUUCAUUCAUUCAACACCGUUUAGAGGCUCUACGAGUUUUUCACAUCAUGGCGGAAAACAAUCAGAACAGGAGAUAUCCCCAGAACCUCCAGGGGGUCCUCCAGCUCGCUAUGGAUGCUGGGUCAGCCGCAGAGGGACCUGCCCCUGUUGAACCCAUGUCAGAGGAGAGGAAAACAUGGCUGAGAGAAGCUCUUGCAGAAGUCGCCAAAGGACAGAUGGAUGAGGUGGAACAGAUGAAGCAGUGCUUGGCUGUCUUGCGCAAAGAGGAAACGAGUGAAAGGGAACGAGAAGGAGAGGAAGAGAUGGAUGAAGAGGAUGAGGAUGAGCGUGAAUCAGCCUUUGAGGUGCUGUCAGAGUUGUGUGAGAACCUGGACAAUGCUAGAGACCUGAUGAUUCUUGGUGGAUUGGAACUGUGCCUCUCCAAGUAUCUGUGUCACGCCCAAAGUGGACUGAGGUGGCGUGCUGCCGAGCUUAUAGCUUCCUGUGCUCAGAACAUGCCGCAGGUGCAGGUCCACCUGCUCAGCAUCGGGGCGCUGCCGAAACUGCUGCAGCUGACAGACUCAGACCCCCACCCCACCGUCAGAGUAAAAGCUCUUUACGCUGUUUCGUGUCUGGUUCGUGAGCAGGAGGCAGGACUCCAGGCAUUCUUGACCCACGAUGGCUUCUCAGUGCUGAUGCGAGGCAUGCAGUCGGAGAACGAGAAGCUCAGAACCAAGUCUGCAUUCCUUCUGCUCAACCUGCUGACGUCACAUCCCGAACAGAAAGGCACAGUUGUCUCCAUGGGGAUGGUACAGCAGCUGGUAUCUGUUCUCCGCACACCACACUCACCUUUCCAUGAACAUGUGCUCGGCGCCCUUUGCUGUCUGGUAGAAGACUGUCCACAGGGUCUCAAAGACUGCAGGAAUCCUACUCUGGGUCUGGAGGAGUUUCUCAGACAGCGAUCCAGAGAGCUCCAAGGAAAAGAAGAGAGUCAGGAAGAACUGGACUUCUGCGAGCGUUUGAGGGUUGCAUGUUUCCGUGGGCAGCAGUCAGAAGAUAAUGGGAUGGAUCGUUGAAGUUUUAUUAUUCACCUUGUUUACUCUCAGUGUGCAAAGAUGUAACAGGACAUUCAUGAUCUGAUUCAUGGAUGCUAAGUAAUGUUUUUAUCUGUUACAACAGAUGCUGUCCAUAGAUUGAAUAUAAUCCAGGAGAUGGAUUUUACUGUGUAAAUAACUCAAACUAUAUAUAACUCUGUAUAAAAUACUUUUUCAAGUCAGCUGUUAUUUUAGUCCACUGUUUUCAGUUCUCCUUUACCCUGAAUCAAAGAUAGCAUGUAAAGUAUUUUCUUUUUCCGUGAUUAUUAUUUACAUCCUAAUGUCAAUAUAGUUACACAUACAGCUAAUUUUUAAUUAUGUCUGAGAUAAAGUAUAAUCAUUUUAUUUUAUUGUCUGUUAAAAGAAUUAUGGACAUUGUUUUAUUUUUUUUACACCAUAUUUAUUUAUUAUUAACACAAUAAAUGUAUUAAAUUUCAUGUAAACUACAUGUAAUGGCCAGCUCACAAUGGAAAAACAAAGCAACCACAUGCAUCAUUUACAAAUACACCUGGAUGUCACUGAUUAAAAUAUUUUGGCACAAAUCACAGAA
Larimichthys crocea (large yellow croaker) is the source of this 1766-nucleotide messenger RNA. RefSeq names its product HSPA (heat shock 70kDa) binding protein, cytoplasmic cochaperone 1 (gene hspbp1). The record is from RefSeq and is a predicted model, not a curated record. NCBI's taxonomy places the organism in Eukaryota, Metazoa, Chordata, Actinopteri, Sciaenidae. Gene Ontology annotation, molecular function: adenyl-nucleotide exchange factor activity. The transcript is spliced from 8 exons. The coding region runs from base 191 to 1198 and encodes 335 amino acids. Gene Ontology annotation, cellular component: endoplasmic reticulum.